AUGGCCACUACUUCUUCACUCAUUUCCACACUCUUCUCUUCUCCUUCUUCUUCUUCUUCGCUCUCUCGUUCUUCAAACACCAAACCCACCACCAAAAUUCACCUUUCCAAAUCCCUUCAUCUCCACACUCCCACUCUCUUCCUCCUUCGCCCCUCGUCACCAAAACUAACAAUACCCCUUUUACCCAAACUUUCCAUUCCCAAACCCCUUCUCCUUCUCUGCACUUCCCUCGCCCUCUCCUUCACUCUCCUCCUCUCCAACGCCGACUCCGCAGCCGCCUUCGUCGUCACCUCACCGCGGAAGCUCCAGUCCGACGAACUCGCCACCGUUCGCCUCUUCCAAGAGAACACUCCCUCUGUUGUCUACAUAACCAACCUUGCUGUCAAGCAGGAUGCGUUCACGCUGGACGUGUUGGAGGUUCCCCAGGGAUCCGGGUCUGGCUUUGUGUGGGAUAAAGAGGGUCAUAUUGUGACCAAUUAUCACGUUAUCCGUGGUGCCUCUGAUCUCAAGGUCACUCUAGCUGACCAGUCAACUUAUGACGCCAAAGUUGUUGGUUUUGACCAAGAUAAGGAUGUUGCUGUGCUGCGUGUUGACGCACCAAGAGACAAGCUCAGGCCUAUACCUAUUGGGGUCUCUUCUGACUUGCUUGUUGGUCAGAAGGUUUAUGCUAUUGGGAACCCGUUUGGCCUAGACCACACGCUCACAACUGGUGUCAUCAGUGGACUUAGGCGAGAAAUUAGUUCUGCUGCAACUGGUCGUCCAAUUCAAGAUGUUAUACAGACAGAUGCAGCAAUUAAUCCUGGUAACAGUGGAGGGCCUCUCUUAGAUAGUUCUGGGAACCUCAUUGGGAUAAAUACAGCCAUAUAUUCUCCAUCUGGUGCAUCCUCUGGUGUUGGAUUUUCUAUUCCAGUGGACACCGUAAAUGGUAUUGUUGAUCAAUUGGUGAAGUUUGGGAAGGUUACAAGACCUAUUUUAGGGAUUAAGUUUGCUCCAGAUCAGUCUGUGGAGCAAUUGGGUGUAAGUGGAGUGCUUGUCUUAGAUGCUCCUGCCAAUGGUCCUGCUGGGAAAGCAGGCUUGCAAUCAACAAAACGUGACUCAUAUGGUAGACUCAUUUUAGGUGACAUCAUAACAUCUGUGAAUGAUAAGAAGGUCACUAAUGGAAGUGAUUUGUACAGAAUUCUUGACCAGUGUAAAGUGGGUGAAAAGGUGAUUGUGGAGGUGUUGAGAGGUGACCGCAAGGAGAAGAUCCCUGUAAUUCUAGAGCCAAAGCCUGAUGAAUCAUGA
Messenger RNA from Sphenostylis stenocarpa, 1284 nucleotides. The record is from the annotation of a GenBank genome assembly. NCBI's taxonomy places the organism in Eukaryota, Viridiplantae, Streptophyta, Magnoliopsida, Fabales, Fabaceae.